Messenger RNA from Trichomycterus rosablanca, 2146 nucleotides. RefSeq names its product methionyl aminopeptidase 2a (gene metap2a). The coding region runs from base 12 to 1421 and encodes 469 amino acids. NCBI's taxonomy places the organism in Eukaryota, Metazoa, Chordata, Actinopteri, Siluriformes, Trichomycteridae. The record is from RefSeq and is a predicted model, not a curated record. The transcript is spliced from 11 exons. Gene Ontology annotation, cellular component: cytoplasm. Gene Ontology annotation, molecular function: metalloaminopeptidase activity. Gene Ontology annotation, biological process: proteolysis.
CCCGCGGUGUGAUGAUGCAGGUUCAUGCGGGGACCGAGCUGCUCCUUGCCGCGGUGCAGGAUCCGGAGGAGCCGCUGCUGAACGGAGACGCCACCAAGAAAAAGAAAAAGAAGAGAAAGAAGAAGAGCAAAGCUGCAGAACCCGCAGGACAAGCUGAACCAGUGGAGGACGGUGAUGGGGACGCGAGGAAGCCGCAGGAUCAACAGAGCCCGGAGGAAAGAGAGCGGGACGAGGACGGAGAAGAUGGAGAGGAGGGAGAAAACUCUGCUGGGAAAAAGAAAAAGAAGAAGACGAAGAAGAAGAGCGCUCCUAAAACACAGACUGAUCCUCCCUCUGUGCCCAUAUGUGAUCUGUACCCAAACAAAGUGUUUCCUGUCGGUGAGGAGUGUGAAUAUCCUCCCUCACAGGAUGGGCGGACUGCAGCGUGGCGGAUGAGCAGCGAGGAGAAACGGGUGCUGGACAGAGCGAGAGAUGACAUGUGGAACGAUUUUCGACAGGCCGCAGAGGCGCAUCGGCAGGUGCGAAAGUACAUGAAGGGAUGGAUUAAACCAGGCAUGAGCAUGAUCAGUAUUUGUGAGCGUUUGGAGGAGUGCAGCAGAAGGUUGAUUAAGGAAAACGGGCUGAAUGCAGGUUUGGCUUUUCCUACUGGCUGUUCGCUCAAUAACUGUGCUGCUCAUUACACGCCCAACGCUGGAGACCCAACCGUGCUGCGCUACGACGACAUCUGCAAGAUCGACUUCGGUACUCACAUCAACGGGAGAAUUAUUGACUGUGCCUUCACUGUGACCUUUAACCCAAAGUUCGACCACCUGCUGGAGGCUGUUAAAGACGCCACCGAUACAGGAAUCAAGUGUGCGGGUAUCGAUGUUCGUCUCUGUGAUGUUGGAGAGACCAUACAGGAAGUGAUGGAGUCGUACGAGGUGGAGAUCGACGGAAAAACGUUCCAAGUUAAGCCGAUCCGCAACCUGAACGGACACUCCAUCGGGCAGUAUCGAAUUCAUGGUGGCAAAACGGUGCCCAUUGUAAAGGGUGGCGAGGCCACGAGGAUGGAGGAGGGGGAGGUCUAUGCUAUUGAGACAUUCGGCAGUACCGGGAGGGGAACCGUGUAUGAUGACAUGGACUGUUCGCACUACAUGAAGAACUUUGAUGUAGGACACGUACCAAUCAGACUCCCGAGAGCCAAACACUUGCUGAAUGUGAUAAACGAGAACUUCAGCACGCUGGCGUUCUGCCGACGGUGGCUGGACCGGCUCGGAGAGACCAAGUACCUGAUGGCUCUGAAGAACCUCUGCGACCUGGGCAUCAUCGACCCGUACCCGCCUCUCUGCGAUGCCAAGGGAUCUUACACAGCGCAGUAUGAGCACACCAUCCUGCUCAGACCCACGUGUAAGGAGGUGGUGAGCCGAGGAGACGACUUCUGACACACACACACACACACACACAUGAAUACGCUUAUACGCACAAACAGAAGUUAAAAGUGACUGGCUGAAGCUUUGGACCUGCAAGGCUGUGCAUGAAAAGGACUGUAGCUGCUACUGGGCCUUGAUUCUGCAAAACCGUGGUAUCAUGGAUAACACACUACACAUUAGAGAUAUAAUGAUAUGCAAAAUUCAGGUAUGUGUCUGAGUGGAGGGAAAAUUGUACGGGGUUUGUCCCUGUUGCUGCUGCUUUAACAUGAAAUCUCCAGUGCUGGUCACAUGGAUCAGCUUUAUAUGCAAUACUGACUGAGCGUGUUGGGUCAGGGACUGUCGCAGUCUGCAGCACUGUUUGGCCAGAGGCUUAAAUGGGGGAACUGGAAACGACUAAAAUGACUUGAAUGUAUACACAUAUGGGUGGCCAAUUGGAGCUACUACAAAUUUUGCCCUGUAAUGGACUGACGAUCUGUCCAGGGUCCAAUGAAUCAGACCCGCCGCGACCCUGACCAGGAUAAAGCAGUAGGAAAACAGGCAAUGAAAAAAUGAAUGAAUUUCUACACAUGAAGUGGGUCCAAAAAUCUGCGCCCACUAGUGAACGGUGGCUGUAAAUUAUUAAUUAAUUUGAUUAUUAUUUAGACUCAGACUCUUUUAUUGUCAUUCAACCACGUACAUGAUAGAACGAAAUACAGUUACCCAGGCCUCGGUGUGUGCAACAUGAAUAAAAAAUAAGA